Molecule: messenger RNA, 3840 nt
Organism: Gymnodraco acuticeps
Lineage: Eukaryota; Metazoa; Chordata; Actinopteri; Perciformes; Bathydraconidae
Gene: hoxb1a
Product: homeobox B1a
Exons: 2
Coding region: 587-1666 (359 amino acids)
Biological process (GO): regulation of transcription by RNA polymerase II
Cellular component (GO): nucleus
Molecular function (GO): DNA-binding transcription factor activity, RNA polymerase II-specific; RNA polymerase II cis-regulatory region sequence-specific DNA binding
Source: RefSeq, a predicted model, not a curated record
CCACGGAAGAGGUAAGAAAAUAAGUGGCUCUGAGAAAAAGAGAAAAGGAGAGAGGAAAUAGUUACGGAAAAGAAGGGAGAGAAGAGAAACAGAGACAGAAUUGAUAUGCGCGGAGCGUGACCUGUGUAUAGGUGACUCGCGGCUCUCUGUCUUCUCGCGGUGCUUCCCUCUGUCACUCAGGAUCCUUUGGAGAGCUCAGGUUGAGCUGCUGACAGAAAGGCCUUCUGUUGACGCACACGAACACACACACACCGCGGCGGAGCACAUUACUCAUGUGUUUCUGCUCGGGGACGCGCAGAUCCCACUCUCUUUCCUCCAUGUUGGAAGAUUCUGACUUUUUAUUUUUUAUUUGAUAUCACUUUGCUUAUUUAGAACAUUUGUAGAUUUGAUAUUCUUCUUAUACUUUUACAAAAUAUUUUAUUUUUGUUUGGACAGAUCUAGUCUUGUGAAUAACCGGGUUACACAUCUCCAAAUUGACUCUUGGAAAAACGUUUUUAUGGAAUCUUUAGACUUUUGAUAUAUAUUUUCUAUUCAAUUUCUGCUAACUUUGCGGAUAAUUUUAAACUUAAUUCCGCCUCUGGUCUGCAUGGACAACAUGAACUCGUUUGUGGAAUACUCCAUCUGUAACAUACCGGGGCCCGGCGCUUAUUCUGCGCCUAAACCCGGAUACCACCACCAUCCUCUGGAUCAGGGCUUCCCGGUGACCUCUGGCUCCUUCCAUACGGGACCCAGCAGCUCUCCAGCUCUCGUUAACGGGACCAGAAGCGAAACAGGCGCCGGUGCAGCGGGUUACACCGGGGAUGGGCGUCUGUACGGGGGCUCUGGAGGUGGAGGAGAGCAUCCACAGCAACAUCACGAACAUCAGCAGACACACAACGGCUACCACCACCAUCACCUUCAGACGCAAAGCGGGACUGUGUAUAAUAACGGGACCGGGGGCAGCACCGGGGUUUACGCGAGCCAGGCGUGCGCCACGGAUUACACAAACGCGAUAGGCCUCCCCAACACGGUACAUUCCCAGUACUUCAUGGAUGAGUCAGCGGCCUCCACCUACUAUCAUCAAUCAACAUACCCGAGCUCGGCCCCCAGCUACGGGGCCCUGGCCGGGGUCUACUGCGGGCCUCAGGGCGCUCUGGCCGGGUCUCAGUACCCGCAGCAGCUCGGCGGGGGUCUGGACGCUGCGGGCUUCCUGGGCCUUCCACACGGAGGAGGUUAUGGAGAGCUGCCGGUGUCACAGGACCGUGGGAAGGGGGAGGAGGAGGGCCAGCAGGCCGGGCAGGGGCAGACCUUCGACUGGAUGAAGGUGAAGAGGAACCCCCCGAAAACAGUCAAAGUGUCGGACUUCGGCCUCGCGGGCGUGCACAACAACGCCAUGCGCACGAACUUCAGCACGCGGCAGCUGACGGAGCUGGAGAAGGAGUUUCACUUCAGCAAGUACCUGACGCGGGCGCGGCGCGUGGAGAUCGCCGCCACGCUCGAGCUCAACGAGACGCAGGUGAAGAUCUGGUUCCAGAACCGGCGCAUGAAGCAGAAAAAGCGUGAGCGCGAGGGCGCCUCAUCCACAGCGCGCUCCUCUGGUACCGACAGCGGUCUCAAGGAGCUGGAGGACACCGACAACUCCUCCGCGUCCACAUCUCCAGGCGCGUCGCCGAGCUCGGAGACGUAGUUGGUGCAGCGACUUGACUUGUUCUGCAGAACUGUCACUCAGGUGUUGUGGGACAAAGAUGGCCGUUUUGUUGUUCUGUUUAGUUUAUUUAACAAAUUAUUUUGAAUUGCCACUCACAUGGCAGCAACAACAAUGCACAUCAAGGGUGACACAAGAAAGAAGAAGAAGAAUAGUGGCCUGAGUCCGGCCCCCAUGUAGUUUGGGGUUCGGUGCUUUGCUCCAGAAGGGUAAUUGGCCCCCCUCCAGCUGCCAGUCCACACCUCAUAUAUUUUAUUCUCGGGGACUUGACAGGACGUAUUUCAGAGGUGGUCCCUGGUGUAACGAGAUUAUGUACUGCACUAUGAAAUGCAUUCCAUGUUAGCCCACUUGAUGUACUCCAGAUUUCAGGUUUAAAAACACCAGCAGCUAAACUUCUGCAUUCAAAGGUUGAGAUCCAGUAAAUUGCCCUGAAAUUCAGAGGCUAAAGAGGCUGAUCGACAGGGGCAGUGAUCUCAUAUACUGUCGCGGGUCGGAUUUGAACCCUGAGUCUGUAACAGGGAACCAAGCCCAAAUAUAGGUUUCCGUUAGCUCAACCAGGUGAGCUACAGUGGCACACGUUUUCAAAGUAUUUUUGAUCAUCUACCUGGAAUAUUCGUUCAGACUCUGCAAGUUCUUCCUAACCAAACCAAAAGCACAACCGUACAUGGAACCAUAUUUGGCAUGCUGUGGUGCUGAAACCAACCUGUUGUAGGUACUUUAAGUGUUUCCCUGAGCUGGAGUCUGGGCCUUAGAUUGCAUCCAAAUAUAAGUCUGAACGGUUGCAAGAUAAAAGCUAAUACUUAUAGUACACUUUCUUUCUGUCGAUUCUCAACAUUCUCAGAACUCUAAAAAUCUAAAAGAGAAACAAUUGAAGAAGAAAAUUGGUUCAACUGAACACACAGUAUGCCCACACUAAGACCACGCUGUAUCCUUUGGUGUGCUUAACUUUGUGGUACAUUUUCUAUUUAAAAGACGGAAGCCAAAAUGUUGGCAACCACGGCCUUAUGGUGCUUUGGUGCUGGAUCCUUCUGACAGCAUGGAUCAAACAGGAUUAAUCAGAAACCCAUGCCACAUUCAGAGCCUGAAAAUGUGUUGUCAGGGACCAGAUUCCUGAGUUUAGAGAUAUUUUUUGGAGAGAUUGCCUCCCAAAUGGGGGAGUUAGAAACUAUUUUUAGCUAUGGAUGAACACUGUGAACAGGGAUUUGAUGAUGAUGAUGGGAUCCACUUUAUCUUUAUUGGAUUUACAGGGUAUUGGGUUAUUCAGGGUGGACAUAAGUAUGCUGGUAUUUAGGUUUUAUCUCAGUAAAAGCCUUCAUGAUUGAUGUAAUUGGAGGGAAACUCGGGGAUAUUGUGUUGACAUGAAUAUUCAACACAGAAAACUGUGAAUUUGUGAAUUAAAAUAUGAUACCAGCCAAGCCUAUAACUAAAAGAGCCUUAUGAUCAGGAAUACAGGAAGCCUCUGAUGGCAACACACGUUUGUCUUAUCUCUUUGUAGCUAUAUUUUAUACUUUUGAAACCUUAAAUAUUUUUUUGUUAUUGUUUAAGUGGCGAUUGCACUAUGUGACAACAGGGUACAUUUUUAGACAAAUUCCCCCCAAAAGAAAACAUAAACUUGAAUAUUAUUGUUUUUUCUGUUCUGACCGACAAAAAGGCUGAUUUACACGAUUGUGUCAAAUUUGAGAAGUGUGUGUGUGAGUGUGUAUGGAGGGGGGGGGCAUGUUUACAGAAAACUACUGAAAAUAUGCUCAAUAAUGCUGACAUGCUCGUCAGAAACGUUUCCUUGCUCAAUGGAAAAUGCAGGAAAUUACAUGAAAACAUGUUUGCCCUAUCUCAUGAGAAUAAAUUAUUGGAUGCAGUUGAUGUGAUUGAUUAUGAAUCAUGGGAGAAAUGUGGAGGGGGUGCUUUCCCUUCUUCUUUUGUUAUUGCUGAAGGUCAUGAUGCCUUAAAUCUGACAAAGUAACUCGGAACACAAUGUCUUACUUGUGUAAUAUGAAAUCUCUGGGACUGUUAUUUUUCAUAAAGUUUUAAAAUGAGAGCUGACUGACUGAGUUUUAUCAGUUUUUCUGCCUUAGUGACGCUCUAAUCAUGUUCUGAUUGUCUUUUUCUACUAUAAGCUACCUCAUUAAAGACUCUUCUGUCACUCCAUUGCACUUGCA